This is a messenger RNA of Lachancea dasiensis, 879 nucleotides long. NCBI's taxonomy places the organism in Eukaryota, Fungi, Ascomycota, Saccharomycetes, Saccharomycetales, Saccharomycetaceae. The record is from the annotation of a GenBank genome assembly.
AUGUCCGCUAACACGACCAUUGCCACCAAUUUGACAACGCCACAACCAGCGCCACAGCUGGCUGAUCACGUGCUGGAUAUGUUUUCGCUCAAGGGCAAAGUAGCCGUGGUCACGGGGGCCUCGUCCGGGAUCGGCUACGACGUGGCCAUCGCCCUAGCCCAGGCUGGCGCUGACGUCGCUAUGUGGUACAACUCCAACCCUCACAUCACCGAGGUCGUGGGCGAUAUCUCCAAGAAGUACGGUGUCACGGUGCGCGCCUACAAGUGUUCUGUGACCAGCUCCAAAGAGGUGAAGUCCACCAUCGACCAGAUUUUGAAAGACUUCAACGGUACCAUCGACAUCAUGGUUGCCAACGCAGGUGUGGCGUGGACGCAGGGUGCGGUGCUGGACAUGCUGGCCGAGGGCGACGAAGACGCGUGCGACGAGGCCUGGAACAAAGUGGUGGAUGUGGAUCUCAACGGUAUCUACCGUGUGGCCAAGGCUGUGGGUCCCGUGUUCCAGAAACAGGGUCUCGGCAAUCCCAACAAGAAGGGCACUUUCGUGGUGACAGCGUCGAUGUCUGGUCACGUGGUCAACGUUCCGCAAAUGCAGGCCGCGUACAACGCUGCCAAGGCCGGUGUGCUACAUCUGGCCAAGUCGCUGGCCGUCGAGUGGUCCGGCUUUGCUCGUGUCAACACCGUCUCGCCUGGCUACAUCGCCACCGAGAUCACCAAGUUUGCGGACAGCGAACAGAAGCAGAAAUGGCACAAACUCACCCCCAUGGGCCGUGAGGCCAUGCCACGUGAAUUGGUGGGUGCAUACUUGUAUCUGUGCUCGGACGCCUCCACAUACACCACGGGUACCGAUAUCAUCGUGGAUGGUGGGUACUGCUGCAUGUAG